Molecule: messenger RNA, 1053 nt
Organism: Penicillium digitatum Pd1
Lineage: Eukaryota; Fungi; Ascomycota; Eurotiomycetes; Eurotiales; Aspergillaceae
Product: LysM peptidoglycan-binding domain-containing protein
Source: RefSeq, a predicted model, not a curated record
AUGGGAUACUUCCGCCUUGGUAACUUCUUUGCUCUCAUCGGCAUCCUUUUGAUUGGUCCGGCAGCAAUAUCAGGUGCAGCUAUUCCCAUUGUGCCUCAAGCAGAUAGUAACGGUAUCUGUUACAAAGAUGUUGUCCAGGCUGCCGAAACAUGUUCUGUGAUUGCUCAAGCACACUCCAUCACCACGGCUGAUAUUGAAACCUACAACACUCGAGGCUGGGCAUGGAUUGGAUGCGGACAGAUACCGCAGGGCGACUUUAUCUGCCUUAGUACUGGAGAACCCCCAAUGCCAGUUACACUUCCAAAUGCUGUUUGUAGCCACCAGGUGCCUGGAACACCGCGCCCCAACAUCUGGUCUGAACUGGGGUCUUUGAAUCCGUGUCUGGAAAAUGAAUGCUCUUCUUUUUCGGUUCUUUGUGGAACCACUUCGGACUUUUGCACUUCUGCGGCCCAUGUUACUACGGCAUUGUCUAUACCCACCAGUACCCAGCCCAGUACAAUGACAGUCACAUCUACUAGCGCAGCUCAACCUCUUCAGAAAUUUUUGCCUAGAAGAGAGACCCCAAGGUCAAACACCACGACCACUAGGACUACGUCGACCAAAUCAUUCCUAACAAACACGAGCACUAGCACCAGCACCAGCAAAACAAAGACUGUUAAUCCAUGGUUACUCACAGUGUACACCAUGAAGGGCUGCACAGGCGACUACUACGUACUCCAAGAAUACAAUGUGGGCUACUCGAAUACCUGCCUGAACCUGCAUGGAGGUCUAAGCAGCCAAUACACAGAGACGGGUGUCUCCUGCAAAUGGUUUACAAACGGCGGCAACUUCAGCACUAAAUGUGAUGCCGGUGCCCUCGAGAGACCUCAGUCUUGGACAGUAGAGGCCGGUAUCUGCGCUGUUUACAGUGUUGAAGCUUGUAAAGCUGAUCUGUAUUCUAAUGCUUUUACCCCUGUGCCUAAGCAUCCUUGUCAGAAUCCGGGCAAAUUUGAUAUACCGAAAUUACUUUCUAUGAAUGUUGUACUGAGGGUUGAGGUCGAGGGCUUUUGUUGA